AUAAGUCGCGGGCAAUGGGACAGCACUGGACAUCAGGAUGGAUGGGUACCAGAAGGAUGACACGCAGGCAGCAGGAUUAUGGCUGGCACGGGGAUGGUGAUGGACACUGGGACACGCAGGCUUCAGGAUGGUGGGCACUGGGAUGGGCGUGUGCUAAGGACAAUGUGGGGGCAAACACAGCCAGCACCCUGCGCCCAGCCCCAGGCUGCUUCAAGCUCUGUGCUGUGGCAGCCACAUCAAUAAUUGAGGCCGGUGGCGCUGCCCUGGCCUUCCCCCACCCCGUCCCUGGGCAGGUGCCAGCAGGUGGGCCGGCUCUGCUUUCCACCCAGUCACAGCACAGAUGCCGUCACGUGGGCACAGGUCAGCCUUUAAGGCGGGCAGGCAGGCGGCAGAGCACAUCGUCACCUGCAGCCAUGAGCAUCCCCAUCGCCAAGUCCUUCUACGACCUCAGCGCCACCUCCUUGCAGGGGGAGAAGGUGGACUUCAACGUCUUCCGCGGGCGGGUGGUCCUCAUCGAGAACGUGGCGUCGCUCUGAGGCACCACAGUGCGGGACUACACCCAGCUCAACCAGCUGCAGGCACGCUACCCGCGGCGGCUGGUGGUGCUGGGCUUCCCCUGCAACCAGUUCGGCUACCAGGAAAACGGCACCAACGAGGAGAUCCUCAACUGCCUCAAGCACGUGCGACCAGGGGGCGGCUUCGAGCCCAACUUCACCCUGUUCCAGAAGUGCCAGGUGAAUGGGAAGGACACCCACCCCGUCUUCGCCUACCUGAAGGCCCACCUGCCCGCCCCCAUGGAUGAGGCAGACCACCUGAUGGCCGAGCCCCGCUUCCUGGUGUGGAGCCCUGUGCGGCGCUCUGACAUCUCCUGGAACUUUGAGAAGUUCCUGGUGGGGCCCGAGGGGGAACCUUUCCGUCGCUACAGCCCUCGCCUGCCCACUGCCCAGAUAGAGCCCGAUAUCCAGCGCCUCCUUAAGCUGGCCAAGUAGGGCCGUACCCCCCCCCCCAGAUAGCCCCUGUCCUCUGCCAGGUGAUGGCCCCCUCCGAAACCCCCCUGGGGAGGGGGUCUGAUGGGGUGGAGGGCUGGGGCCGCUGGGAUGGGGCUGGCGGCAAUAAAUGAGCUGGAGGCAGCAUC
Molecule: messenger RNA, 1135 nt
Organism: Lagopus leucura (white-tailed ptarmigan)
Lineage: Eukaryota; Metazoa; Chordata; Aves; Galliformes; Phasianidae
Product: glutathione peroxidase 2-like
Exons: 2
Biological process (GO): response to oxidative stress
Molecular function (GO): glutathione peroxidase activity
Source: RefSeq, a predicted model, not a curated record